Messenger RNA from Corythoichthys intestinalis (scribbled pipefish), 762 nucleotides. RefSeq lists its product as uncharacterized. The record is from RefSeq and is a predicted model, not a curated record. The transcript has a single exon. Lineage: Eukaryota; Metazoa; Chordata; Actinopteri; Syngnathiformes; Syngnathidae. Bases 1 to 762 code for a protein of 253 amino acids.
AUGAAUGACAAGAAGAAAACAAAGAAAUAUGUCAAAGCGGUAGAGAGUGCCUCUACUUCCGAAGGUGAAAGUGACGUGCACACCGUGCAUGUAAUGAGCGUGGACGGGAAGUCAGGGUGUUACUGGGUCACACCAAAGUUAGAGGGUCACCCAGUCAAAAUGCAAAUAGAUACUGGAUCACAGGCAUCGCUUGUGUCUUACCAAGUCUAUAAACAGUGUUUGAGACACCUUCCAUUAAGACCGUCAGACACUGUGUUCAAAGCGUACACUGGACACAAAGUGCACAUGAAAGGAAUGACUGACAUUACUGUGCAAUGCAAGGAUCAAACUGCUAAACUUCCAGUGUAUGUCACAAAAGGGAAUUUUGCUUCCAUCAUGGGACGACUGUGGAUUAAUGCACUUCGUGUAAAUUGGCUAGAAGUUAGACAGCUGUCAGACGGUUCUUCACAACUACAAGUCAUCCUGGGCAAGAAUGAAGAGGUUUUCCGUGAGGAAUUGGGCAGCAUGAAGGACAUUACAGUGAAAUUGCACAUUAAACCAGGAAGCAAACCUGUGUUUAUGAAGGCUAGGACAGUGCCGUAUGCUAUUCGUGACAAAGUCGAGGCUGACCUGGAUGCGUUGGUCAAAAGUGGUGUUUUGGAACCAGUCACCACCAGCGAAUGGGCGACACCAAUUGUGCCGGUUCCGAAAAAGAAUGGCGGAAUUCGCACAUGUGGCGAUUUUAAAGUGACUUUGAAUCCGGUGCUUUGUGUGGAGCAGUAA